AUGGCCCUGUACUGCGGCGACAACUUCGGCGUGUACUCGCAGCCCGGCCUGCCCCCGCCCGCCGCCGCCGCCGCCGCCGCCGCCGCCGCCGCCCCCGGCGCCCCCCCGGCCUCCAGGGCGCCCUACGCGCUGGCCGACUACGCCGCGCCGCCCGCCGCCGCCGCCAACCCCUACCUGUGGCUCAACGGGCCGGGCGUGGGCGUGGGCGUGGGCGUGGGAGUGGGCGGCCCGCCCGCCGCCGCCGCCGCCGCCGCCGCCGCGUACCUGGGCGCCCCGCCGCCGCCGCCGCCGCCCCCCGGGGGCGCGGCCGGGCCCUUCCUGCAGCCGCCGCCCGCCGCAGGCACCUUCGGCUGCGCGCAACGGGCCUUCGCGCAGCCCGCGCCCGCCGCGCCCGCCUCGCCCGCGGGGCCCGCCGCGCCCGGGGAGCUGGGCUGGCUGUCGAUGGCCAGCCGCGAGGACCUGAUGAAGAUGGUGCGGCCGCCCUACUCGUACUCGGCGCUCAUCGCCAUGGCCAUCCAGAGCGCGCCCGAGCGCAAGCUCACGCUCAGCCACAUCUACCAGUUCGUGGCCGACAGCUUCCCCUUCUACCAGCGCAGCAAGGCCGGCUGGCAGAACUCCAUCCGCCACAACCUGUCGCUCAACGACUGCUUCAAGAAGGUGCCCCGCGACGAGGACGACCCAGGGAAGGGGAAUUACUGGACCCUGGAUCCAAACUGUGAGAAAAUGUUUGACAAUGGGAACUUCCGUCGGAAGCGAAAGCGCCGCUCAGAGGCCAGCAGCGCCUCCACCUCCACGGUGGCUGCAGGGACCACCAAGUCAGAAGAGGGGCUCUCCUCAGGACUGGGGUCUGGAGUGGGCGGGAAGCCCGAAGGAGACAGCCCCUCGGCUUUGCUAAGGCCGCCCCAGUCCCCAGAGCCUCCCGAGGGCACCAAAAGUACUGCCUCCUCCCCAGGAGGAUCCCUGCUCUCCUCCGCCCCUUGCCUCAACACCUUCUUCAGCAGCCUGAGCACCCUGAGUGUCAGCAGCAGUGGAGGCGCCCAGCGGGCCGGCCCGGGCAGCCGCCACCUAGGGAUCCAGGGCACCCCGUUGUCCUCCAGCGGCGCCUUCCCGGCCAGCUGCAUCUCCUCCGAAGCCCCGCCGGACACCUUGCAGCUCAGUAACGGUGCCAGCAGCGGCAGCGGCCAGAGGUCCUCCUACUACAGCCCCUUCCCUGCCAGCACCAGUGGGGGUCAGAGCAGCCCCUUCGGCAGCCCCUUCUACAACUUCAGCAUGGUCAACAGCCUCAUCUACCCCCGGGAGGGCUCUGAGGUCUAG
Molecule: messenger RNA, 1314 nt
Organism: Canis lupus familiaris (dog)
Lineage: Eukaryota; Metazoa; Chordata; Mammalia; Carnivora; Canidae
Gene: FOXI3
Product: forkhead box I3
Biological process (GO): anatomical structure morphogenesis; cell differentiation; regulation of transcription by RNA polymerase II
Molecular function (GO): RNA polymerase II cis-regulatory region sequence-specific DNA binding; DNA-binding transcription factor activity, RNA polymerase II-specific
Source: RefSeq, marked provisional